UGAGAGCUGAAGCGCACGUGCUCCUGCUGCCUUGGAGUUGAGAGACGCAUGACAAGCUCGAGCCUCAGUAGCAGCGACGUGCGGAGCGUAGUCACCCUAUCAUCCUUUUUACUCCACUAACUGCAGCUUAUCUACGACUGACUAUCGGCAAAUAUGAAGGACCACACGCAGGUUUUCGUCUGGCUGCAACUUUUCACAGCUUGUCUGGUGUUUGGUGUCAACGGGGAUUACUGUGAGGUGAAUGUGUGCAUUAAUGGUGGGACCUGUGUGACAGGAGCAGGAGCUCCAUUCAUCUGUAUCUGCCCUGAUGGAUUUUCUGGAGAAACCUGCAAUGAGACUGAGACUGGACCCUGCAACCCCAACCCGUGCAAGAAUGACGCCACCUGCGAGGUGACAGGCCACUCCCGCCGCGGUGAUGUUUUCAGCGAGUAUGUCUGCAAGUGCCAGCCGGGCUUUGAAGGAGUUCACUGCCAGAGCAGUGUCCGAGGGGUGGAUAUAAGUUUGAAAAAAGAUGUGAACGAUUGUGCUGGACAGCCAUGUGAGAAUGGUGGCACCUGCAGGGACCUGAAUGGAGACUUCAAAUGCCACUGCCCCUCCCCUUAUGUGGGCAAACAUUGCCAUCUGCGCUGUGUUUCUCUGCUCGGCAUGGAGGGAGGGGGCAUCGCCGAGUCCCAGAUAUCUGCCUCAUCUGUCCGCUACAGCCUGCUGGGCAUGCAGCGCUGGGGACCUGAGCUCGCCCGCCUCCACAACAAGGGUCUGGUUAAUGCCUGGAGUGCUGCUGCACAUGACAGAAACCCAUGGAUAGAGAUCAACAUGCAGAGGAAGAUGCGCUUCACAGGUAUCGUGACUCAAGGUGCCAGUCGCAUAGGAACAGCCGAGUUCAUCAAGGCCUUCAAGGUGGCUUCCAGCCUGGAUGGCAGAACAUACACCAUGUACAGAACAGAUGGACAGAGGAGGGAUCAUGUGUUUGUUGGGAAUGUGGACAAUGAUGGCACCAAGACCAACCUGUUUGACCCCCCAAUCAUCGCCCAAUACAUCCGCAUUGUCCCUGUGGUUUGCCGCAAGGCCUGCACCCUGCGCAUGGAGCUGGUGGGCUGUGAACUCAACGUGUAUUCAAACACUUCAGGUUGUUCAGAGCCGAUGGGCAUGAAGUCCCGGUUGGUGUCUGACCGUCAGAUCACGGCCUCCAGCGCCUUCCGCACCUGGGGCAUCGAGGCUUUCACCUGGCAUCCUCACUAUGCCCGACUGGACAAACAGGGCAAAACCAACGCCUGGACCGCUGCUACCAACAACCAGUCUGAGUGGCUGCAGGUGGACCUGCUGUCCCCAAAGAAGAUCACAGGAAUCAUCACACAGGGGGCCAAAGAUUUUGGCUCCAUCCAGUUUGUCACCGCCUUCAAAGUGGCUUACAGUGAUGACGGAAAGUCCUGGACCAUUGUGAAGGACGAGACCACAAAGACAGACAAGAUCUUCCCAGGAAAUGGUGACAACAAUGUUCACAAAAAGAACAUCUUUGAACCCCCCUUCUAUGGCCGAUACGUCCGCAUCCUGCCGUGGGAAUGGCAUGAGCGCAUCACCCUGCGCACAGAGCUUCUGGGCUGUGACGAGUAGCACCCCGCGGUACCUGCCUACUCCCUCCUCCUUGUUUCUCUACCUCCUCUCCUGUUCCUCUACCCUCCUUCCUUUCUCCCUCCUGACCACACCUGCACUGCCUUGCUCUCAGCACUAGGGGGCAGCAAACACCAGAUAGCAUAUUGCCACCCCAACACUGGUUGUUUGGAGGUGGGUGAUGUUACCCCUAACCCCUGUUACCAGGUCCCAGAUUGAGAUUAGCUCUCUUUGUUCGUUUCCUGAAUUGCUCUUGGAUCUUUUCCACUGAAAUAAAUCUGUGACCAUUUCAGGAAUCAACAUUUGUUACUAAGCAGAGCUGGGGGGGUCUUUUUCUUUAACCCUGCCUCCAGGCUAACUUAAAUUUGGGGACUCAGUCAUCCCUAUGACAGAGGUCAGGGGUAACAAGACUGCUAAUGCAUCUGUUGGGUGCUGCCUGGACUCUGAUCCUAGAUCUGUUCUACCUGGAACAUUGAACCUCCAAGACCCACAGCUGGUGAUGUACAUAAGUGCCACUUAACAGCGUGCACAUGACCUAUAACUGAACAUUUGAUCGCCCCCCCAGAUGCAAAGAAUAAUAUAUAUCGUCUUUAGAGAAUGCAUUGAUGCUUUUGGUUGAUUAUUUUUUCCCAAGAAAUGUGUCUGCACGUAAAGAAUUAGAUUACAGUGGCAGAUAACUGGAACUACUGUCACUAAAUCUUAUGGAAGCCAUGCUUGGUUUUCUUUAGUGGGGAAAAGCUAGCAAGUCAACUACAAAAAAAUAAAAAAACCAAUAUACAUUUAAAUAUUGUGGUCUUUGUUAUGGGAAAAUAAGAGAGUUGAAAUCUCAAGGAGUCCCACUGAGUGUGCAACAGUGUUCCUAUUCUGUUCCUACAGUAAAAUCCUGAGUCCAUGUUUUCUACAGUACAAUUUAUUUGAUGUGCUUAAAAGUGCACCACUCAAGGUGUGCACUAUUCACUUUAUUACAACUUGUAUGUGUAGUAGCCAGUAACAGAAGAGCUAAAACCCCACUAUCAAACCAAUCCUCAUUUUUUACUCAACUCAAAUCCUGGUUCAGGUUUUACAAAGUCACAUGAAAUUUGGUGCCAGGCCAUGGCAUGAUUUGGCCAAAUCAGGGUCAAGUUUGGCACAAACACACUUUCUGGUUUUGUGGGUUUAUUUAGAAAAAUAUAGUAAGGUGUACAGACAUACACAAGGACAAAAGACAAACCAGUCAAUGAAUGGGACAUAAUCACUGAAGCAUCACAGCCAGUUUAUUUGUCAAAAUAGAUGUUCUCAUUAACCCUCU
This is a messenger RNA of Monopterus albus (swamp eel), 2896 nucleotides long. RefSeq names its product milk fat globule EGF and factor V/VIII domain containing b (gene mfge8b). The transcript is spliced from 11 exons. Gene Ontology annotation, cellular component: plasma membrane. The coding region runs from base 154 to 1611 and encodes 485 amino acids. The record is from RefSeq and is a predicted model, not a curated record. Lineage: Eukaryota; Metazoa; Chordata; Actinopteri; Synbranchiformes; Synbranchidae. Gene Ontology annotation, molecular function: signaling receptor activity; calcium ion binding.